AUGUUAAUUCGAGAUGUUCAAGAGCAGAUCUCCAAACAGAUAAGGAAUGCAAAGCCGGGUGAAAAUGUUGUCUUGCAGCUAAAGAUGGGAGAGGGAAAGUAUUCAGUUAUUGUCCCUGUGUUGGCGGCCGUGUUAGCAGACGGGUCAUGUCCAGUGCGGGUGGUUGUGGCAAGACCCUAA
This is a messenger RNA of Aspergillus piperis CBS 112811, 180 nucleotides long. RefSeq lists its product as uncharacterized. NCBI's taxonomy places the organism in Eukaryota, Fungi, Ascomycota, Eurotiomycetes, Eurotiales, Aspergillaceae. Bases 1 to 180 code for a protein of 59 amino acids. The record is from RefSeq and is a predicted model, not a curated record. The transcript has a single exon.